Messenger RNA from Neocloeon triangulifer, 2429 nucleotides. RefSeq names its product organic cation transporter protein (gene Orct). The transcript is spliced from 10 exons. Gene Ontology annotation, molecular function: transmembrane transporter activity. Gene Ontology annotation, cellular component: membrane. Gene Ontology annotation, biological process: transmembrane transport. Lineage: Eukaryota; Metazoa; Arthropoda; Insecta; Ephemeroptera; Baetidae. Bases 462 to 2087 code for a protein of 541 amino acids. The record is from RefSeq and is a predicted model, not a curated record.
GAGGGCGUGGUACAUUCCAUUUUCGCGUAAACAGGAGUAGUCGUAUCUCGCUGUAAUACUCGCGGAAAACGUCGCGUUAUCUGCUGUAAACAAUUCCGCAAACAUCGCCCGCCGAUUUAAAACCACACGCGUGCAAAUUUUUAAACAUUCGCGGUGAAAAACUCGAGUACAAACGUCUCCUUUGCCUACACUAUCUUGGACUUCAUAAAAAGAGCCACAACCAAGAAGCCGGCAUAGGCAUACUCAUAAAAGGGCAUCGCCCGCUCAUCUCAUCUCAAAAUCAUACGACGAGCGGCUUCGAGUCGGACCGCUCAAUAUACGGCGAAUUCCUUGAACUGAAAUACACCGCACGCAGCGUCUGUCUGAAACUUUUUUAUACUUACAUCAAGCGCAAAAUAAGUAAAUUGCGCUUCAUCGUCAACACCAAGGAUCAGUCUUAAGACCCGACCGACCGGACGACGAUGGCGUUCGACGAGCUGCUGGUGCACCUGGGCGAGUUUGGCCGCUAUCAAAAGCGGAUCUACCUGCUGCUGUGCUUGCCGGCGAUUUCAUGUGCCCUCCACAAGCUGGCCUGGGUCUUCCUGGCCGCCAAGGCGCCGCACAGGUGCCUCAUGCCCUUUGAACAUGAGCGCAAUGCCACCUGGAACGACAUCAGCCCUCUAUGGAACAUGAGCUAUCCGUUGGACUCGUUGACCCACACCUGGUCGCAGUGCCGACGUUUGGAUGCAAAUUUCACCGAUGAUUAUUUUGAGGGAAACGUCCCAGCCACAAAGGAAGCGCCGUGCACACAAUGGGUUUUUGACCACACAAAAUAUUUAUCUAGCGCCGUUUUUGAAUGGAGUCUAGUUUGUGACAAGGCAUGGGUUCGGUCAGCCGCAGACACAGUUUUCAUGUUUGGCGUAAUGAUGGGCUCUAUUGUUUUUGGCUACUUGUCUGACAGAUUCGGCCGAAGACCAAUUUUCUUUACCUCCUUGGUUUUACAAGUGACGGGAGGCAUUCUGGCAGGUUUGGCUCCAGAAUAUUUCAGCUUCGUGUUUGCCCGAAUGUUAAUUGGAGCAACAACGUCGGGUGUUUUCCUGGUCGCAUAUGUUAUUGGCAUGGAAAUGGUUGGCCCUUCCAAACGAUUUUACGCUGGUGUCGUUGUUCAAUACUUUUUCACCUUGGGCUACAUGUUGACCGCCCUCUUGGCUUACCUCAUUACUGAUUGGAGGCAACUCCAAAUUGCUCUUUCCCUCCCUGGACUGCUCUUUCUGUUGUAUUGGUGGUUCGUUCCUGAGUCGGCCCGGUGGCUUUUAACCAACAACCGAGAGGCUGAGGCAAGACAGGUGCUCAAGAAUGCAGCAAAGGAGAACAACGUUGACUUGCCGGACGAAAUGCUUGAUAAAUUCCUGAAGGAGGACACAAAGAAAGAUGGGGAUGAAACAACCGGAAAGAAGGGUUCAUUGCUCGAUUUGAUGCGUUUUCCAAAUCUGAGACGCAAAACCUUCAUUAUUUUAUUUUUGUGGUUUGUCAACAGUGGCUCUUAUUAUGGUCUCUCGUGGAAUACAUCUAAUUUGGGAGGCAACGAUUUUCUUAACUUUUUUAUAUCCGGUGCUGUUGAAGUUCCGGCAUAUACAUUCCUCUUGUUUGCACUCAACAAAUAUGGUCGCAAACUUACUCUGUGUGGCUCAAUGUUAGUCGGGGGUGCAGCCCUCUUGCUCUGCGUCGUUGUUCCUGAAAGCAUGUCUUGGUUGUUGAUUUCUCUUGCUAUGUUUGGAAAGAUGGCCAUCACCGCUUCUUAUGGAGCUGUCUACAUUUUCUCUGCUGAGCAGUUCCCAACUGUGAUUCGUAAUGCUGGAAUUGGAAUCAGUUCAACCGCAGCUCGUGUUGGUGGAAUGUUGGCACCGUUCGUUAACCAACUGGCUGAUUACUGGAGGCCAGCCCCACUCAUUUUAAUUGGAGCUCUAGCAUUUUCCGCUGGAAUAAUGUCUCUUCUUUUGCCAGAGACUUUGAACAAAAAGCUUCCAGAAACCAUUGAAGAUGGCGAGCUUUUUGGAAAAAAGGAGGAAAAAGAGGAAACUAAUAACGAUGCUGAACUUCAAAAUUGAUGCUAGUCUACAACCUCAAAAUGAUGCCAACGACAAAAGCAGACGUCUUCUGCAACAUUGACCUCACCAUCUCUGCAUGAUUGCAAAGCCAAAUAUAAAUCUCUAGCCUGGAAUGCCUGGAUUGGUAACUGCACGUGAGUCACUUGCACCGUUUUGUCCUUUUGGACCAUUUCUAUUUGCACUUCGUCUUUUUUACGCGCUUCUCUACUCAUAUAUACCAAAUUUUGAAUCUCGUACUUUUUUUACUUUCAAAGUCAGUUAUGUAAUGACUGGAAAACUGUGUAUGAUCCUUGAUCAACUCUGAAUAAAUAUUGCCAUUUUUAUUUAAAAAUUACAAUUGAA